Messenger RNA from Fonsecaea multimorphosa CBS 102226, 1689 nucleotides. RefSeq lists its product as uncharacterized. Gene Ontology annotation, biological process: secondary metabolic process. Gene Ontology annotation, molecular function: CoA-ligase activity. The transcript has 3 exons. The record is from RefSeq and is a predicted model, not a curated record. Lineage: Eukaryota; Fungi; Ascomycota; Eurotiomycetes; Chaetothyriales; Herpotrichiellaceae. Bases 1 to 1689 code for a protein of 562 amino acids.
AUGCCUCAAAAAUCACCUUUUUCAAUCACCAUACCUCCGACCGACCUUCUCACCUAUCUUUUCCCGCCUGACACAAAGCCUUCGACUCAGCCUCUCUACAUCUCUGCCGACGAGCCUUCCCGGUACUCGUUGUCGCCCGCGGAGACGCUCAUCUGGGUCAAGCGGCUGGCGCUUGGGUUACAGCGGGUGCUCGGGGUGAAGGGGAGUGGUGCAGAGUCCAGGACCGGGUUCACGAUUAUGAUGUUCACUCCUAAUCAUGUGUUUGUCCCUGUUGUCUAUUUGGCUGCUAUCGCUGCAGGCGGUAUUUUCAGUGGCUGUAGUAUAAGCUUUGGUGUCAACGAAGUGACAUCUCAACUGCAAAAUACUGGAACAGAGGUAUUCCUCGUCCACCCGAAACUUUUGAAUGUGGCUGUCGCGGCGGCCAAAAAGGCGGGCUUGCCCAGGGAGCGGAUCUUUCUUCUCGAUCAAGACCCUCACCCAGAAACUGAUGGAGUCCUCGAUUUCCGGUCGAUACUGGCGACUGAAGGUGAAGCCCGAGACUGGUGGUGGAAAAGACUGAACGGCAACGAAGCAAAGAAUACCACAGCCGUUCUCAAUUACUCUUCUGGAACUACCGGACUUCCAAAGGGCGUCCGCAUUAGCCACACCAAUCUUAUCGCAAACGUGUCUCAGUCGAUCUAUAUGCGCGAUCUCGAACAGCCGUAUACUCCAGCCACGCGACCCCAGGAACGCUGGCUGGGGUUUCUUCCCCUCUCUCAUGCUUACGGACAGUUGUGGACUAUUCUCGCCGCACUAAAGACGCUGUCACCGGUCUACAUCAUGGCACAGUUCCACUACGUCGAGUUCCUCAAACACAUCCAGUCCCACGCAAUCACUCACAUACAGACUGCCCCACCAGUGCUGGUGAUGUUGGCCAAGAGACCCGAGACGGAGAACUACGACAUCAGCUCCUUGCGCAACAUUCUCUGCGGGGCCGCGCCUCUGAGCCAGGAAUUGCAGAACGAAGUCACCGCGAAACUGAACGGAGGGAGAGUCGUGCAGACCUGGGGCAUGACCGAGGUGACGUGUUCGUCGCUCCACAUGCCGGGCGGGAGGGACGAUCGGAGCGGCAGCGUGGGCUACAUCGACCCCAACUGUGAAAUGAAACUGCUGGACGAUGCCGGCGUUGAGGUCGGUGUCGGCGAAAGAGGCGAGAUCCACGUGCGCGGCCCCAACAUAUGCCAGGGCUACUGGAGGAAUCAAGAGGCCACCCGCGACCUCUUUGACCAGGACGGGUUCCUCCGGACCGGCGACAUCGCCGUCAGAAACGCCGAGGGCCUGUACUGGAUCGUGGACCGCAAAAAGGAGCUGAUCAAGGUCAAGGGCCUGCAAGUGGCCCCGGCCGAGCUUGAAGCCGCGCUGUUGGAGCACGACGGCGUUGCCGACGCGGCCGUCGUGGGCGUCAAGGUCGGAGAAAACGGCGACGAGGCGCCCAGGGCCUAUGUCGUGCUGAAAGAAAAGUUCCAGGGAAAGCUAUCCGCCGAGGCUCUUGCGCGGUGGCUGCAGCCCAGAGUGGCAAAGCACAAGUACCUGACCGGCGGAGUGGUUUUCAUUGACGAGGUGCCCAAGAGUCCCAGCGGGAAGAUUCAACGGAAGCUCAUACGAGAAUGGGCAGCGAAGGACUCGGCUACGCUCAAGGCCAGGCUGUGA